AUUUGGAAGGUGAAGAUUGGUAGUCAUAACUCAUAAGCUAUUACUAUUAUUAUCCGAUGGGCUUGGAACUUAAAGAAUGCGGCAAAAUUAAAAAUAAAUUAGCCUUGGUCCGUAAAAAGGCCGGAGCCCAAAUAUGGCAGACUUGAAAAAUUGCAAGAUCCCGGCAAAACGUUUCUAAAACCCUAACUUCUCCCCGCCCGCCCGGUUCGCUGAAAAAUCAACGAGGAUGGAAGAUCAGAACAUGGACGACGGCGACCAGAACCGGGAGACGGAGAUUGCUCCGGCUCAAAUAGCUGUCCACCCGAGUCAAGAGUCAGUUUCCGUUGCCGUGGGUUCAGACCUCCGGGUCUUCAAUCUCAGGUACUCCCAAAAUCCCAAUUCCUUUUCUCCAAUUUUCAUUGCCGCCAUUUUACUCCCGUUAUCUAAUGAAAUGGAUACAAAAUUGCAGAGAAGGUUUACCGGUGAAAUUAUCGGAUGAUGGCCACAGUGAUUCGAUACGGGCAAUUCGUUACGCUGCGAAUGGGAAGCUUUUCGUAUCAGCUGGUGAUGACAAACUGGUUAAGAUAUGGGCCACUGAUUCUUGGCGUUGUGUGUAUAAUGUGGCAUCGGAGAAGCGGGUUAGUGCGGUUGCCAUAAGUAAUGAUGGAUUAUUUGUAUGUUUUGCCGACAAAUUUGGCGUAGUAUAUGUUGUGGAUACACGAGCAUUUACCGAAGAAACCCCGACUUCAAUCAUUAAGAAAGGAGUACCGAUUCUCUCCCACUAUUGUAGCAUUAUUACUAGCUUGGAAUUUUCACCAGAUGGGCGGUUCAUUAUUACUGCUGAUCGGGAUUCGAAAAUCCGUGUGACUGUGUUUCCCCAAAAUUCCUUGAAUGGAGCUCACGAAAUACAAAGUUUCUGCCUGGGUCAUACAGAGUUUGUGUCUUGUCUUGCCUUUGUUUGUAAUCAAGAGUAUCCUCAGGGAUUUUUAGUCUCUGGAAGUGGUGAUUCAACUGUCCGUUUAUGGGACUUCUCCUCCGGUUCUCUUCUUGACACCUGUGAUGUUGGAGCAGAGGCUGCAUUUGCUGAUCGGAAAGAAGAGGAGGGUCUGCUUCCCAUUACUGACCUAUGUACCGUUCAAGAUGGGUCACUAGUUGCAGUGGCCAUACAGAGCUUGACAGGGAUUAUGCUGUUGGGCUGUGACCUUUCAAAAAGAAAUCUCUCUGUUGUGAAAGUGGUUUCCAUUGCCGAAGAGACUUACAUCCCUACGAGCAUAGGAUCUGCCUCAACAGCAGAAUUGUUAUGGAUGGUCAUGGGUGCGUCAAGCUUAAACAUUUCUGAUAUCAAAUCUUUGGUCAGGAUUAGAGUUCUCUCCGGUUUCAGCAAAUGUAAUGCAGCAUCUGUUGAAACUUUGGUCCUGGAAGAUAAAGAUACUCCAGGAGGGGAGCAAAUGCUGCAAACAUUGCAAGGUAAAUUAUCAGUAGAGAAAGAAGCCUUUUCAUCUGCUGCUGAGGCAGUAAAAAAUUCCAUGCGGAAUCUCUUAAUCAAGAAACAGUACUCUGCAGAAAGACGAGACUUUAGAAAAAGAGGCAGGAAUGACAUAAAAAACAAGGCAAAAUGAAUACAGGAACAAAUUUGUAGCUGGUUGAGAGGAUAUUCGGAAUGUAGCAUACAGAUAAAAAAUAAAAAAAAAAGAUAUGAUUAUCCUUUUAUGCAUGAUUGUAUCUCUAGGAUUGAUGGUUUGAAUCUUUGUUUAUGUCACAAAGCUGUUUUAGUGGACAAUUUUAAUUAAUUUUCUCUUUAUAUGAGAAUUUUACUUGUCUAUCAAAAUUAUGUCCAUAAGUAAUGGACGCAAGUUAUUGAUCGCUGUUCUGCUUGAUCAUCAGUGAUCUAAAGACUAAAUCGAU
Molecule: messenger RNA, 1884 nt
Organism: Oldenlandia corymbosa var. corymbosa
Lineage: Eukaryota; Viridiplantae; Streptophyta; Magnoliopsida; Gentianales; Rubiaceae
Source: the annotation of a GenBank genome assembly